AUGUUGCAUUUUGAGAGCGAGCAUAUUCCGUCUGAACACAAAAAAAACUUUGCUCCAAAAAACCCUACAAUAAAGAAACCAAUAGAGAACCAGCGAGUCCCCCGUUUAAUCAGAGUGACACAAGUGGAAAGUCCUUAUUUUAAAAUAAUCAGUCCAAAUGACUCAAACAUCAAAGUCGGUCCCGGACUUCCCAUAACCUUCAAGAUAUUAUUUACUCCUGAAGAACACAAAAUUGUUCUAUCAAACCGGACUGACAUUCCUGCUAGUUUUUCUAUUGAUCACUCGAAUUCUGAAAUUAGCGAAAAGUUUUCACUGUAUCCUAUUUCCGGAGAAGUAGCGGCUGAUGGCUAUCAGGCUGUUCGAAUUAAUUUUUCUGCGGAUAAAAUAAUGAAUUUUUAUCAGCAAUUUAAAGUAAAAAUUAACGGAGUUCGCGAAAAACUUGACUUUAACAUAAACGGUUCAGUGAUUGGACCCACGUUUCAGUUCGAUAAGAAAUCCAUCAAUUUUGGGCACGUGGCUUUUGGGUUUGUUACCUUUGUGGAAUGUACACUUUCAAAUACUGCUUUGAUUCCAAUGAAUUUCCACCUACGCAUUAAAAAAAACGGCGACGUCGAUCCUAUAAAUUGCGAAAUAGAAGACUGUUUUGAAAAAUUAGAGGAACGAGAAUUUGAUCAAUCUUUAAAAGAGUUUGCUGUUUAUCCAAAUUGUGGUCAAAUUAUGGCAAAAGAAAAAUGCAAAAUAAAGAUUCGUUUAUUGCCUAAUAUAUUAAAAUCAUAUGAAAACGGACUUAUCAUGGAUGUUGACGAAAUCGGCGAAAAUGUUUAUGAACUCCCUAUUUUUGCGACGUAA
Octopus sinensis (East Asian common octopus) is the source of this 849-nucleotide messenger RNA. Its product is annotated as hydrocephalus-inducing protein homolog. The transcript has 5 exons. Bases 1 to 849 code for a protein of 282 amino acids. Gene Ontology annotation, biological process: cilium movement; axonemal central apparatus assembly. Gene Ontology annotation, cellular component: axoneme. Lineage: Eukaryota; Metazoa; Mollusca; Cephalopoda; Octopoda; Octopodidae. The record is from RefSeq and is a predicted model, not a curated record.